Messenger RNA from Bursaphelenchus okinawaensis, 3089 nucleotides. The record is from the annotation of a GenBank genome assembly. Lineage: Eukaryota; Metazoa; Nematoda; Chromadorea; Rhabditida; Aphelenchoididae.
AUGUUAUUUCAAUUCUUCGUAUGGGGAACAGCGUUUGCGACGGUUUUCAGCUCUUUUCUCAACCUUCCUCUGUAUCUGGCAGUUAUUGUCAUAAUCAUACGAAACAAACGUCAUCCACCAUUCAACUCGUCCUUCUACACAAUAUUUACUGCGCUAGGCAUUGUGGAUUUAGCGUGAGUUUUUUUUGAAACUUAAAAGAAUUUUUUUCAGUUUUUUUUUACAUUUUUAGUAUUAGCUUUGGCUUGAGUUUAGGCGCUAGCCUUCUUUACUAGGAAAUUGCAACAAAUAUCUAUCGGCUUUUUGAACGAUACCCAUAUAGGAUGAAAGAGCAUAAAAAGUUACCAGGAGAAAUGUUUUCAAAAACUGCUAAGCGGAGUUGGCUAGCGCAUUACAUGCUCUAUAUCUUAUAUGUUUAAAGGGUAUAGCUUUAAAGUUCAAAAAAUGAUAUUUUUUGAUAAUUUUUUUUAAAGUGUCUAAAAGCGAAAAAUACAACUUAAAAAAUAUUUUUUAAUCAAAAAAUUGUUUGGCUAGCCAAAACGUCCUGUCAGUAUGACUGGGCGCCAAAAUGAAAGCGACGGGAAUCGAACUCCCCGCCUUCUGCACUCAUACUUAGCUUGGGUUAUACUACAUAUAAAACUAGAUUAUUUAGAAUUUUAAAGUAGAAUAUGAUUGGUUUUAAACCGACAAUUGUACUGGUAACAUAAUGGGUUUGUUAUUUGACAAGUUAUAGGAUAAUUAGCGUAAAACAUAGUUUCCAUGUGAUAAAUAAAGUUAAAUAAAUAGUCCUGUGAAAUUGGUUUUUUGAAAUCGAUGCUAUUGUAUAAAAUGAUGUUUGAAAUAUUACUUGUAGUUACAUGUUGAAAACAUUUUUUGUAGGUGCCGUAUAAUAUUUACAAUAAUAAGCAUGUUAAAUUAAAUGUAGCCUAUUGUUAAGGAUAACACUUUUUAAAAAAGUGUUUACUUUGAAUCGGUUUUAACGUAAUUGUAAUGCCGCAGGGUUUUAAUUUUGAACCAACAACGUCUAAGAUCAAAGUGUUACAAAACUACAAACAAAUACUUGUCUAAAUGUACUGGCUUAUAAACAUUAUGGUAAAGAGACUCUUAAGAUGAGUGAUGUAAAAAAUACAACAAAUGAGAUGUGUAAUUUUUUCAGAUGCUACUUUCUAUACACAUUUAUCAAAAAGCCUAUUUUUUGGGGUUUUAUACCGGAUUUCUUCAAACCUUUCAAUGAACCAAAUCAAGCAGCUAAAAUUUCAUUGCUAGUUAUAUGGUUGUUUGGUAAGUUCAUUUCCUAAUUAUUGGCGUCUUUGCCUUUUUCCUGCCUUUGCUCUGCCUUCGCCCUGCCUUUCCCUGCCUUUUUUCUGUCUUUGUCCUGCCUUUGCCCUGCCUUUGCCCUGCCUUUCCUCUGCUUUUGCCUUGCUUUUUUCCUGUCUUUGCCUUGCCUUUGACAUGCCUUUUCCCUGUUUUACGUUGCCAUGCCUUGCCCUGCAAUGAUCUGUACUUCCCUUUCUUGCUCUAUCCUGUUCUUCAUACUGUUUUGUCCUGUCAUAAGCUAACCUUUUUUUUCUUACCUUAUCUUAAUGAAUCCUACUUUUAAUUGUUUUGUCUUAGGUUACUCUACUGUAGUUUGUUCUUUCUUAUUUGACUCUUCAUUAGUUUAUUAGGCGCUAGGACAAAUGCGGUUUUUGGACAUUUGCGGAUCUGCGGUUUUUAGACAUUUGCGGAUUUUUUAAAGGGGUUUUUUUUAUUUUUUAGUUGAUUUAGUUGUAUUAUGGUACUAAAUGGUACUAAAGUUUAAAUUGGUACUGUUUUAAUAAGUUUUAGUGCUAAAUAGUACUAAAUUUUAAAUUGGUACUGUUUUAUAUUUUUUGGUACUGAAUGGUACUAAAAGCCCAAAAAGGUACUGUUAUGUUAAAACCGCACCAAUUUAAACUUUAGUACUAGCGCCGUUUAUUAUGCUUUAGCCUAAUUUACGUUAGCUUGUUCUACCCUUUCUUCCUUUAUCGUAUUUAAUUCUUAUUUUCAGCCUUUCUCCAAUACGAGUAUGUUCUUUUGUUAACGCUCAAUCGCUUUGCAGGUAUUUGUUUUCCUGAAUUUUACCUAAAAGUAAGUUCUUUGAUUAAAUUGUUUUAUCACAUUUUUUAUUUUUUAAGUAUUAAAACAUUUUUAAAUUUAAAAUUUUAGUACUGGACAAAACGAGUUACGCGAAUCCUUCUCGCUCUACCAAUAAUAUUCUCCAUCACCGUGCUUAUUCCUUGUACUACGGCUGAUUUCACAGUAACAGAGUACAUAUUUGAAAAUAACGGUAUCAGACGUUUACUUCACGGUGGUCCAAUAACGGUCACGCCAGAAAUUAAUCAUUACUUUUCGAAUAUCUGGGAAAUGCACAUUUAUGUUCUUAUGAUUGGUGGUGUCAUCUUGUACACCUUGAUGUAUAUAAAGGCUAAAUUGAUGUUUCGAAGUGGGGUUCAAGCGAAUAAAGCCAAACUGGAGUUGAGAAUGUUGAAGCAGGCUGCAAUGUUGUUUGCUUUAAACUUUAUUUUCUGUGGAGUGUUCUUUGUGAGGUAAGAAAUGGCAGUACAUAACUUUUUAUAAAUAAUUAAGGGCUCAGUACCUGACCUUAGCCUUUUCACCUUACCUUUUUUAACUAGUUCUUAGUUUUAGGUUUACCUUCGGCACUAGCUUUAAAAUUAUUAAUGAAGUUUUGAAACAGUUAUUAAAAGUAUAUGCAUUGUCAUAAUCCUUAAGUGCAAUGUAACUUGUCUCUUACCUCACAAUAAUUACCGUACCAUCGUCUCAAAAUAACAUUACAAACUAUUUUAAUGACAAUCCAUUUAUAAACUAAUCGUUUCAGGAAAUACCUGUCAGACGAAAACAACGAGCAUCUGUACGAGUACAUGUUGUUAAUUGUUUCCGACGUAUACGACCUUCCAAAUGGUGUCAUAUUACUGUUAACGUCUGGCGAAAUACGUCGAAAACUCAGACAUCCGUGGCAGAAGAUUCAGAAGACCCACACUACUGUCAAUGUACAUUUUUUAACGCGUAGCACCGUGGCGCCGGAGAAAACGUCGUCAAUCAAUGGAUUCUAA